CAAAUACUGGGGGAGGGACCAUUACGCCUCUGGCUCCGGAGUGAGUGAAGGCGGUCUCCUCAUUCAAGACUCUUGGUGAAAAAAAAUGAAGAGUCAACAGAAGAGCCCUGACCCAGAUGGCUCCAUUCCUGUCAAUGAGGAAGGGUCAGUAGCCACUGCAGAGGACCCCGCAGCUAUUGCCACCAUUCAGUCUGCUUCUACUUUCUCCGAUCAGCCAAUAAAAUAUCUCUUUAAGACAGAAGGUGCAGGUGGCCAGGUGACCUACAGGGUGAUCCAAGUCUCAGAUGGUCAGUUGGAAGGUCAGACGGAUGGAGCUGCAGCAGUCAGCCUGGUCACUGGGUUCCCAGCAGCGACACAGUCUGUGACACAAGCUGUGUUCUCUCAGUCGGAGGGAUUGGAGGGAGAGAGCACAGACACACAAUACACCUACUACCCCGCCACCAUUGCUGAUGCCACAACAGGCACCAUGGUUACCACUGUACAGGCAUCUGACACACUGCUAGGACAGACCACUCCUACAGGGCAGCUAUAUGUGAUGAUGUCACCCCAGGAAGUUUUGACAGGCGCUAGUCAGAGGACAAUAGCACCACGCACACAGCCAUACAUAGCGAAACAAGAGGCUCCUCGGGCUUCCAGAGAUGAGAAAAGGCGAGCCCAGCAUAAUGAAGUUGAACGCCGACGCAGAGACAAGAUCAAUAACUGGAUUGUGCAGCUUUCAAAGGCCAUCCCAGACUGUAAUGUAGAUUACACUAAAACAGGUCAGAGUAAAGGAGGGAUCUUGUCCAAAGCCUGUGAUUACAUAAAGGAACUACGACAGAAGAACCUGAAGCUAGGGGAAGAUAUUGGCACUCUUGACCGGCUCAGGGUUGACAACCAGCUCCUUAGGCAGGAGGUAGAAGACUGGAAGUCAAAGAACCAGAUCCUGAGGAACCUACUGAGACAACAUGGCAUUGUGGGAUCGUCUGGCACAGACCCCCAGUGAGUUUUAUUGACAGUGGGGUUUGACAGCAACCAUAUCAAGGCGAACAUAAUACUUCAAAUGCUUUCAAAUAUGUUGUAUGCAAUUGAUUGAGUGUGCAUGAAAUAGGGGCAAAUAGCAAAAUAAUCCCUUGAAAAUUUAAAUCCAAAUAUCAAAGAAAGUUGAAUCAGUUCAUCUGGACACAACAUUUAUUGAGAGAGAAACGUUUCAUAACUCAUCUAAGUGACCUCUUCAGUCUCAACUGACUGCAGGUAUCCCCACCCUUAUAAACAAUACAGUGGCAUAAUGACCGAAACCAACGACCAGUUUCAUAUACAAAUAGGCGUGAUCAUUAACUAGAGUUUCAAUGGCCAUAUGUACUAUUCGCAGAGGAUUUGGGAACUGGGAAUGUUUGCAAUCACAGCAUUGUAAGAUGGUGACAGAUGUACUCUAUGUCCCCCCGUGGUUCAGGGAUGGUCAUUCCCUCUUCACAUAGAUGGCCUCUUUGACUCCCCGUUCAAACGAGCAUUCCUCCCUGUCAAGAAUGUGCACAUCCUCAUCUUUGGCCACUGGCCGGUAGAUGGGUGUAGACUGUGGAGUCCUGGCCUGUGCUAUUGAGCUAUACAAAUAAAAUUGACUUGACUUGACUUGUGCCAUCUUCUUGGCCAGCGUCUGUUUGGUUUCCCCAAUGUGCAAGUCAUGGCAAUCCUCCCGGCAUUUAACAACGUACACUAUAUUGCCCUGUUUAUGCCGGGGGACCCGGUCCUUGGAGUGGACCAAUUUCUGGUGCCGCAUGUUUUGGGGUUUGAAAGCAACUGAGAUCCAAAUACUUUGCUGAAUUAGACAAUUGCACAUUUCUUCCAAAGAUUUUGAAAGUGCAAAUUUUCCCUGAUCGAGUAACCCUAACGUUUGACUUAAACUAGCUAAAAAAGUGAUCAACUUUUUUUUUUUCAAAAGUCAACAUUUUUUUUUGUUGAAGCCCUAAUUGAAUGCCUCAUUCAAUGAACAUAUUAUGAGUGUUCCAUUAACAUUCAACAAGCUCUUAUAUGAACAAUUUUUCCUGUAAAUGUUUUUUUCUUAACCUUUUCAAAUGCUGUGCUUUGCUGUAUUAAAUGCAGUCAUUUUGAAGUCUCCAACAUAUUUUAUUUACUCUUUGACUUUGUUAAUUUUUAUUACUUUCCUUUUGACCAGAUGAUGCAAGAUAUUUCAUCCAGUAAUAUUUUGCUUUGUAUUUUUGUAUGUCUUUCCAUUAAGCCUAACUGGAGACAAGUACAUUUGCAUUGCAACAAUGUAACUAACUAACUAAAUGAAACAAAGUUCAUAAGCAUUGUAUUGUAGGUAGCCAAUGUAUGUCUUUAUAAAAAUAAAGAGU
Messenger RNA from Lampris incognitus (smalleye Pacific opah), 2330 nucleotides. It is a transcript of the gene usf1, whose product is annotated as upstream transcription factor 1. Gene Ontology annotation, biological process: regulation of transcription by RNA polymerase II. The transcript has 11 exons. The record is from RefSeq and is a predicted model, not a curated record. Gene Ontology annotation, molecular function: RNA polymerase II cis-regulatory region sequence-specific DNA binding; protein dimerization activity; DNA-binding transcription factor activity, RNA polymerase II-specific. Bases 86 to 982 code for a protein of 298 amino acids. Lineage: Eukaryota; Metazoa; Chordata; Actinopteri; Lampriformes; Lampridae.